ACGUCUCCGCAUGCGCCACCUCCCGCAAAUUACCUCUGCUAGGGUUUCUCCUCGCCCAGCGACGCCCCGCUCCACUCUCUCUGUACGCGCGCGCAAGAACUCCACGAAGCUGGUUAUCUCAGUGUAUAUCCUAUGCCAUGGAUAUUGAUAUGGAGGAACAUAACAAAGAAUUCGGUGUACUAUUGAAGCAGGGGGCAGAAGCUAGGGUAUUUGAAUCAAUAUUUGUGGGGCAAAAGUGCAUCAUCAAAGAGCGAUUCUCAAAGAAGUAUAGGCAUCCGGUGCUGGACUCAAAGUUAACUACUAAACGAUUAAAUGCGGAAGCUCGCUGCAUGACAAAAGCAAGACGACUUGGUGUUCCUACUCCAGUUUUAUAUGCCGUAGACCCACUGUUGCAUACUCUGACCUUUGAAUAUGUUAAUGGCCCCUCUGUGAAAGAAAUACUCUUAGAUUUUGGAUUGAAUGGUUUAGUUCACGAACGCUUGGAUGACAUUGCCACACAAAUAGGGAAUGCAAUUGGGAAGCUACAUGAUGGAGGUCUCAUUCAUGGUGAUCUGACGACAUCAAAUAUGAUUGUCAAGAGUGGGACCAAUCAGCUGGUGCUUAUUGAUUUUGGUCUGAGCUUCAAUUCAACUCUCCCUGAGGAUAAGGCAGUGGAUCUGUAUGUUCUAGAGAGAGCUUUGCUAUCUAUGCAUUCAUCAUGUGGGAAUGUUAUGGAUAAAAUACUCUCUGCAUAUAGAAAGGCUUCGAUGCAAUGGUCAUCCACAAUGAACAAGCUUGCUCAAGUGAGACAGCGAGGUCGAAAGCGUACCAUGGUAGGAUGAACGCUCUUCGUCAGAACAAAUCGAUGGAUGCUAAAACAACCCGUGCAGACAGGUUCGGACAUUCAGCCAACAUUUGCGCGUGACGGCGUUUAUAUGUUAGGACUACCAGUGUUUCCUCCGGUAAAAUGAGCAGCUUUGUCAGUGACAUGUUACAUCUGUUUGGAAUCAAUUAUGCAACAGGCAUUUCUUGUAAUCGAGAUGAAUCUUAGUUAUGACGAAAUUUUUCACAAGAUUCUUGUUCUGCUUCUGAAAAUGCAUUUGCCAUUUUGAUUUCCUUUUUUAUGUAUUUGUUCUGACAUUUAUACAAUCACUGGUCAUGUAAUCCAAAUUUCACUUAUGGCCAAUCAGUAGCAUAUAUUAUCAUUAA
Ananas comosus (pineapple) is the source of this 1188-nucleotide messenger RNA. Its product is annotated as EKC/KEOPS complex subunit bud32. The transcript is spliced from 7 exons. The coding region runs from base 138 to 821 and encodes 227 amino acids. Gene Ontology annotation, cellular component: nucleus; EKC/KEOPS complex; cytosol. The record is from RefSeq and is a predicted model, not a curated record. NCBI's taxonomy places the organism in Eukaryota, Viridiplantae, Streptophyta, Magnoliopsida, Poales, Bromeliaceae. Gene Ontology annotation, biological process: protein phosphorylation. Gene Ontology annotation, molecular function: ATP binding; protein serine/threonine kinase activity.